Messenger RNA from Hibiscus syriacus, 1104 nucleotides. RefSeq names its product agamous-like MADS-box protein MADS1. Lineage: Eukaryota; Viridiplantae; Streptophyta; Magnoliopsida; Malvales; Malvaceae. Bases 173 to 901 code for a protein of 242 amino acids. Gene Ontology annotation, biological process: positive regulation of transcription by RNA polymerase II. The transcript has 9 exons. The record is from RefSeq and is a predicted model, not a curated record. Gene Ontology annotation, molecular function: protein dimerization activity; DNA-binding transcription factor activity, RNA polymerase II-specific; RNA polymerase II cis-regulatory region sequence-specific DNA binding. Gene Ontology annotation, cellular component: nucleus.
UGCUUCCAUUUUCUGCACUCUUCUGGUCAGAGAUUUGCAGCUAAAAGAAACAAAAAACACAUCAAGAAACCCUUUUCUUCUUUUCUUGUUUCUCUCUUUAAUUAUCAUACUUGCUUGCCUUUUCUUUUUUUUUUCCUUUCCUUUCCUUUCCUUUCCUUUCAAGUUUGGAAUCAUGGUGUACCCCAAUGAAUCUCGCGAGGACUCUUCCCAGAAGAAAACGGGGAGGGGAAAGAUCGAGAUCAAGCGGAUCGAAAACACGACGAACCGUCAAGUUACCUUCUGCAAGCGGCGCAACGGGUUGCUGAAGAAGGCCUACGAGCUCUCGGUUCUCUGCGAUGCCGAGGUCGCUUUGAUCGUCUUCUCGAGCCGUGGCCGCCUCUAUGAGUAUGCUAAUAACAGUGUCAAAGAAACAAUUGACAGGUACAAGAAGGCUUGUGAUCCCUCCAAUACUGGGUCAGUUGCAGAAGUUAAUGCUCAGUAUUACCAGCAAGAAGCUGAAAAACUCCGCAACCAUAUUCGGAAUCUGCAGAAUACAAACAGGCAAAUGCUGGGUGAGUCCCUGGUGGGAUUGCCUAUGAAGGAUCUUAAGAGCUUGGAGGGUCGUUUAGAAAGAGGAAUAAGUAGAAUCCGUUCCAAGAAGAAUGAGCUGCUGUUUGCAGAAGUUGAGUAUAUGCAGAAAAGGGAGAUUGACUUGCAUAACAGUAACCAACUUCUCCGAGCCAAGAUAGCCGAGAACGAAAAGAAGCAACAGAACAUGAACUCGAUGCCAGGAGGAUCGAAUACCUUCGAGGCGAUUCAAUUGCAACAAUUUGACUCUCGGAACUAUUUUCAAGUCGAUGCUUUACAACCCUCACAUUAUUACCCUCAGCAACAUGACCAGAUAGCCCUUCAAUUAGUCUAAUGUUGCCGGGGUGUACGUGGUGGUAAUCGCGGCGGGGAAGUUGAGAUAUUAAGAUGAAAAAAGCUACUAUAUAAGGCAGGAAUAAAUUAAUUAACUUUUCUUAAAUGGAGGACUGUAGAACUCUUCUGCCAUGUCUUAAGAUAUGUAGAGUGUGUGUGUAAGACUGAUAAGUUUGUUUUCAGACAAGGAGACUUGUUCCAUAU